UAAGUCCAGUAAGUGGUAAAACUAAGAAAGAUAAAGCCCAAUUUAAAAAGUAUCUAGAACGAAUUGAAGAUCCUAAUUAUCAAGGUGGUUCAUGGGCUUUGCCAGAAAACCCAACUACUUCUGAAAAAACCAAAUACGAACUUUGUGAAAAAGUAAUCAAAUAUAAACGGAAUCAUAAGUUUACUACUGAGAAAUUAGCCCAAAAAAUGCAAUUAAGUAAAGCCGAAACUGAAGAUAUUCUUUAUUGUCGAAUUGAUUACCUAACCUUAGACCGUUUACUAUCUUAUACUGAUAAGUUAUUUGCUCCUGCUCAAGUAGAAAUAAUUAUCAAAGAACUAAAACCACGAAAAAGAACCAUCACCAAAAUAACUAUUACUGAUUACUAUCAAACUAAACCGGGACGGAAAAUGAUUACCCAUGAAUUAAUUGUGGAAUUAGUCAAAACCUUAGAUGGUCGCCAAGUUGAACCUGAACCCAAGAAAAACCCUCACGAUAGAGAAGUCUUUAAUUCCGCACUCAUUAUAGAAACUAUGACUCGUAAAGGAAAAAUAAAAACAGUACCCAAGGGUGGUUUUGGCAAAGGAAGUAGUAGAAUAACUUCCGGACAGUUCACUAAUGCUGAACAAAUCAAAAAUCAAUUCUUUGCUCAUGCUAGUUGUCAAAGAGCCGGUAAAGAAAGUGGUGAUGGUGGUGAACAUUAUUUAUCUAAGGAUAGUCAAGCCUUAGCCGAUUUUGCUAAUGGUAUUGCUAAUAUCGGUGAUGAGAAACAAAACUUGACUUUAGCAGUUAAUGAACAAGAGUUCAACAAUAAAAAGCAACAGUUAGUCAAUAAACUUCAAGAAUGCAUUAAUGGUCUAAAGUUAAAGUUUCAAACCGAUUUAAAUCAGUUGCAAACUAUCACUCCUAAGCAUCAGAAACAAAUAUUAGAACUAGAGGCUGAAAUUAAGUCAAUUGAGGCUAAGUAUAAAGAGAAUAUGACUAAUGCUGCUAAAGAGACUGAUCCGGCUAAAAAAGCCAAAUUCAUCGCUGCUGCCCAAGUUGCCGAAACAGAACUUAAAAAGGUUAAGCAAAAAUUGCGAAACAAUCCUUUAACCAAAUUAAUCCAAUAUAAUCAUCUACUGAAUUACACUGAUGAUUUAGAAAAAUUGUUCAAAGGUAAUGUUCCAAAACAACCGCCGACUGUGCCUGAAACGCCUUCUAAUCCAAACGACUCUGUGGAUCCUAGUGAGGGAACUAACCCUACCGGUGGACAAACUCCUUGA
This is a messenger RNA of Funneliformis geosporum, 1262 nucleotides long. Lineage: Eukaryota; Fungi; Glomeromycota; Glomeromycetes; Glomerales; Glomeraceae. The record is from the annotation of a GenBank genome assembly.